GACAUAUGUGUAACAUUACAGAUCUUUCACAAGGAGGGGUUGUAUUUUAAAAACAACUGCAGAAACAUGUUAUAAGUGGUCCAUUUGGUCUGUAUAAUAUGUCCCAUAAUUUUCCUAUAAGGAGAAAUUGGUCCGGGUUCUUAUGGGUUAACAUGUACAAUUUUAUUCAAUUAUUUUUAAAAAUAAGCUACAUAUUUAAGAAAAAAGUUGUGUCCCCCAAAUUCAUGUCUGUGGUGUUACAACAAUGGAUGUCGCCCCUUUAAGAAAAAGGGAGAAUUCUAUUUGGACUACCUGCCUGUAAAGGUUGAUCUGAGGGGUACAUGGGGAGUACAUUCUUUCUUAUUAAUUUUCUUAAGUUUAGCUAAAUUUCUGACAAUUCCAUGUGCCACACUUUAUUAAUGUCUGUGGUUUUAUGUUGAUAACUCGCAGAUUUUACAUAUUUUAAUCAAAAUGUUGAUGAAUACAUAGGCUACUUAUUAAUAUUUCCAAAAUGUCCCCUGAUCUUGAAAUCAUCAUGAUAGCAGCCUCCAUUUUAGAGAAGUCUGGAUUUAGGCCGAUUUGUCUGUGGUGUUACUGUCUGUGGUUUUACUGUCUUUUCUGCUAACAGCACAGAGCUUACAGUAACUUGCAAUAUGAAGUCUGUGGUGUUAUAUUAUGUCUGUGGUGUUACUUCAAAAUGACAUAGACAUAAGUGGCUGUGUCAUCAGUGUUUGAUUGAAAUUAUUUAAAAAUCAAAAUGUUCUUAAGCUUUCAUUUUAACGGAUAUGGCAUGUUAAAUUAAUUUUAAAUGCAUAGCAAUAUAUUUUAUUCGAGAAAAAAACAAAAACAAACAAGCAUUUUUACAAAUUCUGCCUCUCAUUUGCCACCCCAAUUGAAGAAUGACCCAUUUAUUAAGAACAUUAAGAAUGUACAAACCUGUUUUCGUUACAGCUGUGUAAUCGCAUAUCGGACGAAUCUGCCAGAAAGGAAAGUAAAAUAGCUCACUUGCACGCGCACAACCCCAGUUAACCGCAGUUGUUCCGUAACCCCGCUGUUUUACAAAGACACUUGAUGAUGCAGAGUAUGAAUUUCCCUCAUGCUUUGUUCAGUUUUAAUCUACUUCAUGAGCAAGGUUACAGUUUUAUCAUUUUGCUCCUGGUGGAAUUGCCACAAAUCUUAUCCAGUACAUGUCCGAGAUUUACUGAGUCAGUUUCAGGCAUGGAGGGAGAUUCUGUGACUUUUUACCCUGAUUCUACUGCACUACAGGUAGAUGAUGUGAUAUAUUGGACGUUUAGUCAUUUAGAUCUAUGUGUAGCUAAAAUCACUGAUGCGAAAACGAUUACAUGUGGUGAUGAGAGAUUCGAGGAGAGAUUUAAGCUUGAUCAUCGUACUGGAAGUCUCACCAUCAGAAAUAUCAGCACAAAAGACACUGGACAUUACGAAUUUACCAUCAUCAGAAGUGGACACUUGGAAGCAUUCAAAUGUUUUGGUGCUAUUGUCUACAGUUCUUUAACUGCUCCUGUCAUCACCAAUAGCUCUUCACAAUGUUCCUCAUCAAACCAGAAUUGUUCGCUGCUGUGUUCAGCUGUGAAUGUGAGUCACGUGACUCUCUCCUGGUUCAAAGGAAACAGUUUAUUGUCCAGCAUCAGUGUGUCUGAUCUCAGCAUCAGUCUCUCUCUUCCUCUGGAGGUGGAAUAUCAGGAUAACAACACCUACAGCUGUGUGCUCAAGAAUCCCAUCAGAAACCAGACUACACAUCUGGACAUCAGUGAACUCUGUCGACCAUGUCCAGAACUCUACCAACAUUCACAUACUGUGCUCAUGAUACCACUUAGUUUAGUGUUUUUGGUCGUGACUGCAGUAGGUGUGAUGAUCUAUUGCAGAAUGAAAUCCAGACGAGCAAGAUGAGGAGAGUAAUCUGAUGGAGCAGAAAGCAUUAUGCACUGAAAUGAUGAUCUGACAAUCCAACAGACUGCAGUCGCUGUACGACAGAUCUCUGAUACAGCCAUUCCAUAUGAUGCUGCAUUUCAACACUAAAAUCAUUUAAUGGCGUAUGGAUAAAAACUGAAAAAGCUAGUGACUGCAUUGAAUUAAUGUGCAUUAAGUAUGAAAAGUAUUGAUAACAAAAGUACAGGAGUAAUAUUGUUUUAUGUAACAAGUGUUAAGCUUUUUGUUCCUGGACCCUGAUAUUUUUAUUUGCCUUUAUACAUAUCUAUAUUUACCAUUAUUUGGUGCUUUUUCUUAAUCAUUAAACUAAAUAAUUUAAACGCAA
Messenger RNA from Onychostoma macrolepis, 2251 nucleotides. Its product is annotated as hepatic and glial cell adhesion molecule-like. Bases 1051 to 1887 code for a protein of 278 amino acids. The record is from RefSeq and is a predicted model, not a curated record. NCBI's taxonomy places the organism in Eukaryota, Metazoa, Chordata, Actinopteri, Cypriniformes, Cyprinidae. The transcript has 6 exons.